AGCAAGGCAGCUGAGCCCAGCCCUGCAGCUCCUCUCUGGCUCCACAGGUUACUGCUGCUGCUCUUAGUCACUGGAAUCUAGGUGGGGUUCCCUCCUCCCUUAGUGCCUUUCCGCUGAUUAAAAAGCAGCUCACACACACACACACACACUCCUUCUCUCUCUUCAGAGAAGGCUUCUUAAAACACCCCUCCCUGCGGAAUCCAGAAACAACUCUCAGGCUUGGGCACCUAUUCUCUGCAGAAGGCCCUGACUACUGUGUGAGAUGGUGACGUGUUCCCUUGCCUGCUGGAGAUGCAGGUGGCUCCUGCCCCUUCUCCUGGGCUUAGCUAUCAUCUCGGGCAUCAUUGCACUGGCCGGCAAGGGCUGGCUGGAAUCGGAGUCAAAGCCCUACCAGCACCAGGCGUCGUUAUGGGAGAGCUGCACCAAGUUCAACAAUGCGCUCAACUGGCAAUGCGAGUCUCUCAUGGAAUACGCCUGGGGAAGAGCAGCAGCUGCCACCUACCUUGUCGGCUUCGUGAUCCUGGUCAUCUGUUUCAUCCUAUCAGUCGUUGCAUUUUCCAUUGAUGUACUUAGUUUCAGCUAUGUGCGAGGAAUCGGUGGCUUGCUAUUUAUAGUUGUGAUAUUCCAGAUCAUAAGCCUGAUCAUCUAUCCGGUGAUGUUCACAGAUACCAUCCCAUUGCGGGGAUCUAAUAUGUUCAGCUGGGCAUAUGGCUUUGGUUGGGGCAGCACUAUUAUUGUAAUAGGCUGUGCUUUCUUCUUCUGCUGUCUCCACAACUGGGAGGAUGAAAUCCUGGGUAAUAUCAAGCCAGCAUAUUAAUACUCUUCCCCAGACAGGAGUUGAAAAGCACAUUGUAAACCCUGAAAGAAUAAAUAAAAACACUAAUGAUUACACCA
This is a messenger RNA of Pelodiscus sinensis (Chinese soft-shelled turtle), 894 nucleotides long. Its product is annotated as p53 apoptosis effector related to PMP22. NCBI's taxonomy places the organism in Eukaryota, Metazoa, Chordata, Testudines, Trionychidae. The record is from RefSeq and is a predicted model, not a curated record. Gene Ontology annotation, biological process: cell-cell adhesion. Gene Ontology annotation, cellular component: membrane; cell-cell junction.